Messenger RNA from Arachis stenosperma, 558 nucleotides. RefSeq lists its product as uncharacterized. The record is from RefSeq and is a predicted model, not a curated record. Lineage: Eukaryota; Viridiplantae; Streptophyta; Magnoliopsida; Fabales; Fabaceae. The transcript has a single exon. The coding region runs from base 1 to 558 and encodes 185 amino acids.
AUGAAGAAUGCAAAGGAUAGCCAAUUCUCCAAAUUUUUGGAGAUCUUCAAGAAACUUCAGAUCAACAUCCCAUUUGCUGAAGCAUUGGAGCAAAUGCCACUCUAUGCUAAGUUUCUGAAGGAAUUGAUGACCAAGAAGAGAAACUGGAGGAACGAUGAAACUAUGAUACUAACUGAGGAAUGUAGUGCUAUCAUCCAACAUAAGCUACCUCAAAAAUUGAAGGACCCAGGAAGCUUUCAAAUUCCCUGUAUCAUAGGGGAAAUAACAGUUGAAAAAGCCUUAUGUGACUUGGGAGUUAGUAUAAAUCUGAUGUCCUUAACUAUGAUGAAAAGAAUGAAGAUUGAGGAAGCCAAACCAACAAGAAUGGCCCUCCAAUUGGCAGAUCGAUUAUUCAAAUUCCCUCAUGGAAUAGUAGAAGAUUUGUUGGUAAAAGUAGGAGACUUCAUAUUCCCUGCUGACUUUGUGGUGUUGGAUAUGGAGGAAGAAGCUAAGGCUUCAAUAAUCUUGGGAAGGCCAUUUUUAGCUACAGCUGGGGCCAUCAUUGAUGUCCAAAAGUGA